AUGGAGUAUUCAUUUUCAUCAGGGAAACAUGAGCUUGAAGUUGCUUAUCGCAAACGCUUGACUUCCAUUUUAAAAGUAAUUCGAUUUUUGUUAUUACAAGGAUUGCCUUUUCGGGGGCAUGAUGAGUCUUCGACAUCAUCCAAUAGAGGAAAUUUUUUAGAAUUGCUCAAAUGGUAUAGCUCGGAGUGUCCAGAAGUUGCGGCAGUUGUUGGAAUGAAUGCACCUGGAAAUAAUCAAAUGAUUGCCCUAAAAAUUCAGAAGCAAUUGGUGAAUGCUUGUGCAGUUGAGACCACAAAUGCUAUUCUAGAUGAUCUUGGAGAUAGGUGGUUCACUUUACUACUUGAUGAGGCUCGUGACUGUUCAGUGAAAGAGCAAAUGGCAGUUGUUAUUAGAUAUGUGAACAAAUAUGGAGAGGUGAUUGAACGAUUUAUGGCUGUAGUUCAUGUUACAACAACUACAGCUGCUUGUUUGAAGGAGGCAAUCGACUCUUUAUUUGCUAAGUAUGGUUUGUCAGUGGCGAGAUUGAGGGGUCAAGGAUAUGAUGGUGCUUCAAAUAUGUCUGGAGAAUUUAAUGGAUUAAAGUCACUGAUAAUGAAAGAAAAUCCGUAUGCAUUGUAUGUUCAUUGUUUUGCUCAUCAACUCCAACUAGUGGUUGUAGUUGUUGCUCAAGCAAAUCAAUAUGUUUGUGAUUUCAUGUGGAUUGUUGGUUCAAUUGUGAAUACAUCUGCAUCAUCUUGCAAAAGGGCCGACAAACUUCGACAACUUGAGCAUGACAGAAAAGUUAAACUUCUUGAAAGAGGAGAGAUUAGUUCUGGUAGAGGACUAAACCAAGAAACUAGUCUAGCUAGACAUGGAGAUACACGAUGGGGGUCUCAUCAUUCAACUUUAUGUCGUAUUGAACAAAUGUGGCCAUCUGUUAUAGAGGUUAUCGAUAUUAUUCUACAGGAGAUGGAUAGCCGUUUCUCUGAAACAACUACAGAUUUGUUGAUUAAUAUAUCAUGCCUUGAUCCUAGGAACUCGUUCUCUAGAUUUGAUGCACAGAAGUUAGUGCGUCUGGCUCAUUUUUAUGAGGAUGAUUUUUCUUGGAAUGAGCGUAUGUUGGUUGAACAAGAGCUUGAAACAUAUAUUGAUGACGUCAGAUCAGAUGAACGGUUUGAAGGCAUUUCAGAUUUGGGAGCUCUUGCAAAGAAAAUGAUUGAAACAAUGAAGAACCGUGUGUUUCCUUUGGUUUAUCGGAUGAUUGAGCUAGCCUUACUUCUUCCAGUUGCUACUGCAACCGUUGAAAGAGUGUUUUCGGCAAUGAAUAUUGUCAAAACAGAUUUGCGAAACAGGAUUGGAGAUGAAUGGAUGAAUGAUAGUUUAGUAGUCUAUAUCAAGAAAGAUGUUUUUAAUACUGUCGAUAAUGAGCUAAUUUUACAGCGUUUUCAGAACAUGGAGUCUCGAAGAAUGCAAUUGUCACGUAUUCGUUAG
Molecule: messenger RNA, 1470 nt
Organism: Zingiber officinale
Lineage: Eukaryota; Viridiplantae; Streptophyta; Magnoliopsida; Zingiberales; Zingiberaceae
Product: zinc finger MYM-type protein 1-like
Exons: 2
Coding region: 1-1470 (489 amino acids)
Molecular function (GO): protein dimerization activity
Source: RefSeq, a predicted model, not a curated record